AUGAAGACUCUCCGGGCUGCUAACUCGGCUGAGGCCCUCUCAUGCACGUUCUGGCAUCUGUUUCGGAUCUCCGUCUCGUUCGCUCUAUUAUUUGUGGACAAUACGAUCCUAAUAGCGGCCGUGGUGCUCGCUCGUUUACAGUCCGUGGCUGGUUGGCGCCCGGCGGCGCUGCGAGAUGUGCGCUUCUACCCCAAGACCGUGUUAAUUACGGGAAUUGGAACUGCCCACGGCCUGGCGCUUGCACGAGCCUGGGAGGCGCAAGGCCACCGCGUGGUCGGGGCGGAUGUCGCAGAUCUCGAUCUCUCCGUUCGGUCGGGUGGCAGCGUCUCCAAGGCGCUCGUGGCAUUCUACCGCGUCCCCAAGGACCACUACAUCUCCCGGAUCCUGGACAUUGUUCAUCGGGAGAAAGUGGAUAUCUGGAUCCCCUGCUCGCCCAAAGCAACCGUCAUUGAAGACGCGACGGCCCGGCAGGUGAUUGAAAGCCGGACCAGCUGUCGGUGUAUCGCCUUUGACGCCGAGCUUGCGGCGCGGUUCAUCCACACCGACUCUUUCCGACAGUUUCUGGCAGAGAGGAAUCUGCCCGUGCUCGAGCGUCACCAGGUGCACUCGCGCGACUCAAUUCACAAGAUUUUACACCGCUCGCCCAGCAAGUCGUAUCAGAUUCGUCGGCUGGGAUCCAGUGCUAACGAGGCAGUUGUGGUCCUGCCGAAGCGAACGCUGAGCAAGACGUACUCGGAAGUCAGCGAGAUCCAAAUCAGCCAAGAAUUACCAUGGGUCCUCCAGCAGCAGACUCGGCUGGGCGAGUUCUAUGCUGAUAUUCUGGUGGUGCGGGGCCAUGUUCACGCCAUCAAAGUCCGGCUGGCAGAGGCUCGAUCUCCGCACUGGGGUGCCUCGCGGUUGGAUGAGGCGCUGGCAACGGGGAUUCACCGGUUGAUGCAGAAUUUUGCUGAAAAGGGUGGCACGCGGAUGACCGGGCAUCUGUCAGUUCGACUGCUGGUAGACGAGGAGUUCGACCACUCUUCUGUUCGCCAUACUAUCCAUAUUUCCGACUGUGUUCCGGGCGCUGCAGCCGUAGAGAAUCUUGUACGCGAUGCGACUUGUCCUGUUGCCGGUUACCUCGCUAUCAUCUCCUCCGAAGCGGAUCGAGCUGGUUGGAAGGUGACAGCAACACUGUCCCCGUCUUUUCAUCCCGGGUCCGCCUUGAUUGGAAACGACACGGCUAUCCAAAUACUAUCACGAUUACUGUCCCUGGAUCUCGUCAAGCGAGGGGCGGCCAUAUUGGAAAAGGAGCUGGUGCCUUUCUUAUUCUGGCGAGAUUCACGGUUCUCAUAUCAUGACCCUCUCCCUUGGUGGUGGCAUGUACAUGUGUACCAGCCUUUUCGAGAGGUUUGGCUGUUGGUGAAGCAGAUUCGGGAAACAGGGCUGGUCAAUGGGCCUAUUAAAAUUUGA
Messenger RNA from Penicillium argentinense, 1449 nucleotides. RefSeq lists its product as uncharacterized. The transcript has a single exon. NCBI's taxonomy places the organism in Eukaryota, Fungi, Ascomycota, Eurotiomycetes, Eurotiales, Aspergillaceae. Bases 1 to 1449 code for a protein of 482 amino acids. The record is from RefSeq and is a predicted model, not a curated record.